Molecule: messenger RNA, 3105 nt
Organism: Closterium sp. NIES-67
Lineage: Eukaryota; Viridiplantae; Streptophyta; Zygnematophyceae; Desmidiales; Closteriaceae
Source: the annotation of a GenBank genome assembly
AGCACAUUCAUCAUCAGUGGAGUGGUGUACUGUAGUGUAGAAACCUGAGCAUUCAGCAGUUAUGGCUCAGACUUCAGGAGUAUAGGAGACAGCAGCAGCUUUAGGAACGACUAAGGCGAAGCUUUACGGUUGGCCCGCGUGGUGUCCGUCCAUCCAGCGUCAGCCGAUGCAUGUCCAUAAUAGCUCGCCAAGGGAGUGUAAAUGCGCGCUGCGACCUGGCUCUAUGUGUGAAAGCAGCACGAAAUUAUCUGAUAUUAGUGUAAUGACCUGUUAGAAGUCGAGUGUCCGCUUGUUGGUCACUCCCCGUCGACGGAACGACAAUAUUGAACCGCCUUGCGAAGCCAAAUCCAAGUUCAUCCUUUCGCGAUUGCUGAUCUUUUGCACUAGUGACUGGCACUUACUGAAUUCAACCAUUCUACUGAUCCCACUUUCUCCUUUAUACUUAGCUGGUAGAAACGUCCGUUAGCUGGCUUUCGCGUGAUAUCUCGCGUCCACUUAGCAGCUGCAUCGAGGUGGAGGAGAAGAAGGAGGAGCUGCGGCAGUUGGUCGGUGCGAGCUACCGCCAUCUCAUCGAAUCCGCUGACUCGAUUUUAGACAUGCGACGGUCAUGCGAGGCUGUGGUGCGAAACGUGGCAGCCAUGGAGUCGGAUUUCUCUCUCCUGCACAAAACCAUCUCCACCACAACCACCCACCACUCCUGGUGCCGAUGCCAAACGCAAGCGCAAGGAAGCCCUGUAUGCUCUGGGCAGCCGGGUCAAGUACCUGGUGGACACUCCAGAGAAGAUAUGGGGCUGUCUGGACGAGAAGAAUGUUCCUGGAAGCUGCCCAGCGGUUCAUGCGCGCAUGGGAGGUGCACCAGCUGCUGUCGCCCUCCACGAGUGCUGGAGGAGAAGGAGCAGCAGCAGGGGGCGGGUGGCAGGCGCAGCAGCAGGGGCUCAUGGCGUCGUUCCCUCUGCUGAGGCACCAGUGGCCGCUUGUGGAGACGUUUCGCACCCAGAUCGUUGACAGGAGCAGGGAGUGCCUGCACGAUGCAUCGCGCAUUCCCAGCAGCGGGCGUCGAAGAGUACGCAGCGGCGCUGGCAGCACUGGCAGUGAUGGAGCAGCUCUCUUCUCACGACCUGCUCAAGCUAUUUUUGGAUGCUCGUAGAGCGUGCUUGCGCUCCCAGCUUGUGUCUGCCACUUCAACUGUGGGCGCUGGGGGGGGCUUUGCGGACGGACUGGCAUCAUUGCUCAGUCAACUGGUGGCCAUGAUUCAGCUAACCCUGUGUCAAACGGGGCAGCUCUUCCUUGAAGUUUCCUCGUCCGAUCGAGCGAUUCUCUUCGCGACGCUGCUGCAGGGCGCACCGCAGGCGCAGCUGUUUGGGGGCAUCCCCCAGCCGGACAGGGAGGUGGCGCUGUGGCACCGCCACAGGGAGGGGAUGGAAGCCAGACUGCCGUCGCUGAGCAGCAAGGAGGUGGCAGAGGCGUGCCAGGGAUGGCUCAGGGCGUGCGCUGCUGACAUUGCUGCCGAAUCCAGGAACCUUCUCAGCAGGGUCACCCAGAUCCGCCACCUGGCGCAAGCAGAGGCUGCCACGCGUGCAGCGAUCGCCAGCAAGGACAUCUUCGCCGCCAGCCUGGACUGGCUGACGUCAGCCUUUGGCUCCACCCCUGACUCGCCCUGGCGUGCCCUCUGCGAGCUGCUCCUAAAAGAGCCAAAGGACCUAUGGGGCGAGUUAUUCGAGGCCGCGUUCGCACUUAGGGCGCGGGAGAUUAUAGAUGCAGCGUUUGCGGAGCUGACUUUGAGGGAGGAGAUAGAUGGGGUGUUGAGGGAGGUUGGGGAUGUGGUGGCGGUGGCAGCGGUUGUUGCAGCCGAGAACGCCGUUUCUUCUGCUGGUGCUGCUGGUGGUGGUGCUACUGGUGGCACUGCUGCUGCUGCUUCUGCUGCCGCUGCUGCUGCUGCUCGUGGUGUUGGUGCAACCAGCGCACUUUCUGCUGCUGCUUUCGGCAGUGAGAAAGCAACCGGAUUCACAGGCGGAGACAGGGGGUUGGGGGCGGGUUGGGCUAGGCUCCCCUCUCUCACUGACGUGUUAGGCCAAGCAGGGUUCGAGGAGACAGGCGGUUUUGCUGUAGGGGAGGCAGUCUGGGGCAGUUUGGGAGACGAGUUAGGCGUAGCAGGGCUAGGGAGAGGCGGGGAGGAGGGGCAGGAGGAGGGGGGAAGGAGGAGGGACGGAGGGGGAAUGGGGAGGUGGUUUUGCGUGGCACGCAGGCGUAUGAGCCCCAGGUAGUGGUGGUAUGGCAGUUGUUGGAUUCCAGAAUCCAGGAGAUUCUUUUGGACGCUCUCACUCUCCUCCUCCCCCACUCCUCACUCGCUCCUUCCGCCCAUUCCUCCUCCCCCUCCUCCACCUCCCCCUCCUUCUCUUCUGCUUACACUCCCAGCGCCACUGCUCCUGCUGCUUCAGCAGCCUCCCGAACCAAGGAGCUGGCUCCGUACCUGCAGGAUCGGUGCCACGAGUGUAUGAUGCGGCUGGUGGGGCUGCUAGCAAGCAGGCUUGGAGACCUUCAGAAGCAGCAGCAGGCUGAAGAGGCAAGCAGAGGAACAGGAGAGAAUGGAGAAGUCGAGAAAGACUGUAAAUCUGAGGCAGCGGCAGCUGCGCCAGGGGGAGUAGCAACUUCAGAUGAGGGAUUAGGAUCCAACGGUCCAGAUGCAGUGAAUGCUCUAGGGGGGCUACCCGCACAAGUGGCAGUGGAGCAGGCUCUCCUGAUUGGACGGCUGGCGGCGGCAGUAGCGCAGAGCUCCUCCUCUCUAGCUGUAGCCCUGGGCCCAUCUUCCACCUGGUCGGCUGUAGCAGCAGCUGCUGCCGCUACAGGUAGUGAUGGCGCUACUGCUGCUGGUGCUGAAUAUUCUCCUGAGACAGCUGCUGCGGAAUCAGCUUAUGGGGUGGCACCAGGGGCUACAGGAGCUGCAGCUUCGGAAGCUAGUAGCAGGGCAGCUUAUAACGGGGAUGCUGGAAGGGAUGUGGCAAGGGCUGGGGAGCCGAAGUUACAGUGGCCGGCGCAAGAGGUUGUAGCGAAUAUAAUCGCUGCAACAGUGGCAGGGGGUGGCAGCAGUGGCAGUGGCAGUAGCGG